UUCUGAUAUUUAUCACUUCUACAAUUUUCAGCUCGACUUUACAGUAGUGUUUGUAGAGUGGCAAUCAUGAAAUUUCGAAAACAGUUCACCCACCGUUCGAUUCACAGAAAUUCAUGUAUGGGGAAAAAAAUCCAGGAACCGCCCGCGGUGAAAUGAGUGCUGAUUGAGGCCUGUUAUGUCGGCUGGCCACGCCGCCGUGUCACACCUUUUUAUUUGCCGAUGUCGCCCAAAAAACAGAGUAAGAUUCGUCCUACUUCAGUGGGUGUUGAAAUGUCGCUGUCGCCCAGUAGUUUGUACUUUUUUCGGCCUUGAACUUAAGUGAUGGGGAGCUACUGACUUGAAGCAAGUUGUUCGUAAUUUAGGAUCCUGUCUAGUCUGCUACUCCUCCUGCAUUGUUUCUAGAAAUACUCUGGGUCUGGUGAUCGCGUGAACCUAUUUUUGUCCACUGUACUGCUGCCAGUCUGGUCUGUUUUAUUUUCCUUUUUUUUUUCAGUGCUUCUCGCGUCGCUGUCUAGUUUUGAGUAGUAACCUAAUGGUUUUUCGUUGAUAAAAGAGUUCGCUACAAGAUGUUUGACUGAGGUCAUACGGCUUAUCGCUAACUGACCCCUUGUUAGGCUUUGAACAUUAAAAAUGCGUUGUUGUUUCCUAACUUGAAUUCAUAAUCUUAAUUCAAAAUAUAAUACAGUUCAAGUGCAAAUUAGCGCCAAUGAUACGUGAUUUCAAGGAAGUGUUGUUGAUCCGGCUAACAUUUUUCCAAAUUGUAUAGCCGUGAGCGGCUACUGAAACAUUUAGACAUCCGACUGGUAGGUGUCGCUUCAAUACUGACGGCCAGACGCUGUCCAAAGCAGUUCCUAAAUGACAGCGAGUCAGGCUAGCCAAACAGACAGUAAAACAGGUUACCAAAAGGACAGAGUAAGAGAACAGGGUUUCUCACAGACAAAGUAAAGCUGACCGGCCAACGACAAAACAGGUUGUCUCAAAGACUGCAAAUAAUUGCCACAAGAUCUGAAAUAAUCCUUGCUGGUAAGCUGCAAUCAAAUAAAUUGCAGUAAAGAUGUUCACACUUCGACGAGACUGGAACUUUGCAGUACCGAUCAAAAUGCUUCCGGGGAAGGAUGACUCACUUAAAUUCGCCUCGCUCUCAACAUGUGACUUCGUACCUCAGAUUGCGGUAAUGCCAACUGGUUUCUGGGAGGCACGAGUUCAUAUCCCGAAAAUACCUUAAUAUUUUUCAGUCUCCUUUUCUUCAAAUUGUUUUAGUCAAAGCCCACCUGCGUGGAUCAUUUUUUUGUUUCAUCCGCAGGUCAAAAUACCAUUUUUUUUUCAUUAAAUUGCGAAAACAACCUCUGGCACUAAAUUGUUACUUAACCGCAGCGUAUGUCAUCCAUAACAAAAACAACUGAAUGAAACGUUCACGAAAAUACAGCGAAAUGAGAUAUUCGAAGGUAAAAAAAAUCUAAGGAUUAUUUUGGCUUUCAAGCCAUCUUGUGUUAACUUGAUAUAGAGAUUCUAUUGUCAGUAUCAACUUUACAUAAUCAGCCAGUGACGUGGUGGAUUAACAUAAUGCGUGCGGUAAAGCCACAUUGUUCGUCUGCCAUUUCUAUUUUAAGACCCGUAUUAAAUUAAAGCGUGUCUCUUCGAACAACGGGGCUAACUUAGGUCUUUGACUUAGCGCCAAUAUCAGCAAAGGUCACCUCGAUAUAGGCACCGUAAGUGAGUGAUGUAUGUCACACGUUGAUUUUAGCACGAUCUUCAUUCAGAGCCAAGCACAAGCUGUAAUUUUAAUUUCAUUCAAAUCAGUGACUUAAAUCUGUGUGAAUUUGGUUCAGUCGAGGCAGUGUUGUUCCUUCGCAGCGAUGACUUACGCCGGCGACACACGCAGCGCUGAUAGUCUAGAUGUAGUCCUCGUCGCUAACAAACGAAAGCCUAACUUCACGGAAGGAGAAAGCUUGUUCUUAAUCUCUCAGUUUGAGCGAAACUCGGAAAUACUCACCUCGAAGUUGAACGAUGCGACUACCAACAAACAAAAGGUCGAGGUGUGGAAGCGCAUUUGCAGAGAUUAUAACAGCAAGAAUCCGAUCGUCCUACGUACUGCUAACGAUUUAAAGAGAAAAUGGAAAAACAUGGUUCGCGCAGCAAAGAAAGAACUCCUGGAAUCUACCGCAGAUUCAGAAAGUGGCGAACAGGUAACGCCAAGGAAAUUGUCACCAGUGAGUGAAAAGAUUAUAGAGAUAUUACGCAUAACGGCCUCUAAUUGUAGAAUCGGGGAGGGAGCAGGGAUGAGUAUCGAUCGCAGUUUGGCCACAACCGAUCAGUUAGAGCAAGCUUUAUUGGAGGACGGAGAACAAGAGGAGGGGGAGGUUGCCGAGCAAAAUGAAGAGCAACGAAUCGUGCAUGUCGUGGCAAAAACCGGAGAAAUAGUUUCCCCAACCUCAAACAAUGAGCAGACCGUAGAAAACACCCACCAGGAAAAUACCAACGGAGAAACAGCCUGUUUCUCGGCUUUCAACUCACUUACUCCGAGUUCGAAAGAUCAGGAGAAGACCCCAUGUCAGGUUUUUCCAAACAGUAGCGGAAUUCAUGGUUGUGCUCCCGUUCCCAUGAACAUUGUCUCCUCUUUUCAGGAAGUCGGGAAGUUUCCGAGUCAACAUACUGUGAUCGCAGCGAACGCUUCUAUAAGCGGAGGAGGUAGACAUCGCAUUCUUAUCCCGCAACAGAAACGUAUGCUUUCCUCUCCGCUGGCGCACGUGAUCAAAAGGAAAAGAAAUUUCGAAUAUGGGAAUGAGUCACCCGGCUCGCACGUGAGAGAUGAAAUAGAAAAACUCAAGAAGGAAAAACUCUUACUAGAGAAGGAAAAGCUGGCUUUGGAAAAGGAUAAAUUGAUGAUGGAGAAAGAAAAACUUGCUCUUGAAAUCCAGUUCCUACGCGAUCAAAUAGAUACAUAGGGGAAUGUCACUUCCGCUCGGCUUUGGAAAAAAACAAUGACUGUCGCACAAUGAUCACAACAAAGAGUUGUUUUCUAAGAGCUAGGGUUGUCGUUAAUAGAAAAUCUUUUAAUCCUUCGGUUCAGUGUAAGACUAGUUUGGGAAAUCUCAUUUCAAACAAUUUUAAUCUUUGUGAAACGGUUGCGAGAGACUGUUGGGUUAUCAGCUUGUUUGUAUCUUUACUAGAAAAAAUUACAGUGUUCCUGCACCAUCUAUUUUUGAGUUUCAUAAUGAUGACUAAGAACCCAGGAUAUUUUACGGAGACCUUGGCUUUGCACUCUGCUGAUCGUAGAUUUGAGAAACUCUUGCAAAAUACUCCCCGUCAAACAUAACAAAAGAGCACAACUAAGCGGGAGAAAUCUGAGAUUGAGAUUUAGGCAAUGUUGUAAAACUUUUUUAAAAUUCUCUUUUUCUAAAGACUGAACAUUAAAGAUGAUUCUUGACCAAUGACUUCGCGACAGGAGACAAUUACAUCAAGACUAUUGCGGAAAGGCACCAAGAACAAUUCUUCUUGCGUUUCAAUUGCAGCUUUUUAUCAAUUCUUGAUAUAGUUUUUAUAAAUAUUUUUUAUUUCUAGGUAUCUUUUAUUUUACUGAACAUAGUCUAAUUUACUACUUUGAACCUAAGUUAGGACCUUUCCUGAAAACCACAGUGAUGUGAUGAAAGUUUCCCAAUAAAAGAUUGUGAUCGGCAACAAUGUUAAUCCUUAGAAAUAAUUCCAACCCGUGCAGUUCCAUUUUACGUCCGUGCAUGCAGAACUGGUCUAUAAUUUUACACAGAUUUUUUGUGUUUGUUAAAUGAAUAAAAAAAGCUAAUAUAAAGUAA
This is a messenger RNA of Pocillopora damicornis (cauliflower coral), 3809 nucleotides long. RefSeq lists its product as uncharacterized. NCBI's taxonomy places the organism in Eukaryota, Metazoa, Cnidaria, Anthozoa, Scleractinia, Pocilloporidae. The record is from RefSeq and is a predicted model, not a curated record.